AAGGUGGGAAAUACUUCUUAUCUUACCGAGAUUUUUGUUGCUUCUAAAAUUUGGUUACAGAGCAAUAUUUUAAUUACGUUAGUAUGUUUCGAAUACUUUUCAUCCUUUUCAUUGUGUUUUCGUCAUGGGUUGAUUCGUACCACAUCUAUGGAUCCAGAAGACAAAACUUUUACCCCAACUAUCACGGUAUUCGUCAUCGUCAUUACAUUAUGUACAGACCGCCUCGAAACUUUAAUCCUUUUCUGUACAAUAAUCCUUCAGGAAGUGCCACAAUAUAUCGUUGUCAGUACGAUAUUCAUUGUCCUCCUUGUCACACAUGUUGUUAUGACACAUUUUACGGUUGCAAAGUUUGCAAAAAGUGCCCGCUAUAUUUCGAUCCUCCAAGGUUUGGUACAACUGAUGGAAAUAAGGUUACCGAUGUAGACCCGUUUACUGUAACUACAGAGGAGUUUUCAACAACUACUACUACUGAAAGUACCACGACCGAAUCAACUACUCCUACUACGACGACCGAAACAACUACUCCUACUACAACAACCGAAACCACUACAAUUUCACCUUCUACACCAGAAUUCACGGACACGACAACUUUAAGUAUCGAUUCAGAAACCACUGAAACUUAUAAUGUUGAUAUUGUAACAGCAGUUGCUCAAUUUACAACAAAAGUUACAGAAGACGAUGAUAAAGAAGAUACCGACAGUGAAGGGGAAGUAGAUUUCAAUGAAAACGGACAGGAUGGCGAUAACAAAGAAUAUGAUGAAAAUGAAGGGGAGGAAGAUUCUAAUGAAGACGAAGACGGUGGCGAUGACAAUGAAGUUAAUGACAAUCAAGUGGAAGGAGAUUCCAAUGAAGACGGACACGAUGGUGAUGAUAAAGAAGAUUAUGGAAAUGAAGGGGAGGAGGAUUCUAACGAAGACGGAGACGGUGGCGAUGACAAUGAAGAUAAUAGCAAUCAAGUGGAAGGAGAUUCCAAUGAAGACGGACACGAUGGUGAUGAUAAAGAAGAUUAUGGAAAUGAAGGGGAGGAAGAUUCUAACGAAGACGGAGACGGUGGCGAUGACAAUGAAGAUAAUGGCAAUCAAGUGGAAGGAGAUUCCAAUGAAGACGGACACGAUGGUGAUGAUAAAGAAGAUUAUGGAAAUGAAGGGGAGGAAGAUGCUAAUGAAGACGAGGACGACGGCGAUGAUAACGAAGGCGAUGACAAAGAAGUGGAAGGAGAUUUCGAUGAAGACGGACAGGAUGGUGAUGAUAAAGAAAAUGAUGAAAAUGAAGGGGAGGAAGAUUCUAAUGAAGAGGAGGACGACGGCGAUGACAACGAAGGCGAUGACAAUGAAGUGCAAGCAGAUUUCAAUGAAGACGGACAUGAUGGCAAUGAUAAAGAAGACGGUGAAAAUGAAGGGGAAGAAAAUUUCAGUGACGACGACGACGAUGAUGGCGAUGACAAAGAAGAUGAUGACGAAGACGAAGACGAAGACGAAAACGAAGGCGAAGACGAAGACGGAGACGAAGACGGAGACGAAGACGAAGGCGAAGACGAAGACGAUGACGAGGGAAAAGACAACACAGAGGAAGAAAACAGCGACUACGAAGGUGACGCAGAAGAUGGUAAUGUUCCUCCCGAGUCUGAAAUUCUCUCUACAGCAAGAAAAAUAAACGUAUUUAAUUUAAUAUAAUCAAAACUUACUUUUCAUAUUUUUUUUUGUAAUAAAUUUAAAUUAUUUACUUUCAGCUCUCGACAAACAUCAUUCCAUAAGUACUAUCGUAUUUAUUUAGAUAAGAUAUUGAUUUGUGUAUAGUGGUGUGACGAUUUAUUCAUAUUUGGGUAACCUGAAUAAAUAAUAUAAAUGUC
Messenger RNA from Zophobas morio, 1849 nucleotides. RefSeq lists its product as uncharacterized. Bases 84 to 1673 code for a protein of 529 amino acids. The transcript is spliced from 2 exons. The record is from RefSeq and is a predicted model, not a curated record. NCBI's taxonomy places the organism in Eukaryota, Metazoa, Arthropoda, Insecta, Coleoptera, Tenebrionidae.